Molecule: messenger RNA, 172 nt
Organism: Prorocentrum cordatum
Lineage: Eukaryota; Dinophyceae; Prorocentrales; Prorocentraceae
Source: the annotation of a GenBank genome assembly
GUCCUUAGCGGCCUCUCGCUUCGCCACUUUGCUCCUUCGGGGAGCCUCGAGGCCGGCGCCGAGGGAGACGGGGAGACAGGCAGCGCUCUGUUCCUUAUGGGCCACGCCCGGGCCACCAUGCGUGACGUCGCGCUGAGUUCGGAGAUCGGUACGAUCGAAAUGGGUACGGAGC